Alternaria burnsii is the source of this 1656-nucleotide messenger RNA. RefSeq names its product fad binding domain containing protein. The record is from RefSeq and is a predicted model, not a curated record. Gene Ontology annotation, molecular function: FAD binding; oxidoreductase activity. The transcript has 4 exons. The coding region runs from base 1 to 1656 and encodes 551 amino acids. NCBI's taxonomy places the organism in Eukaryota, Fungi, Ascomycota, Dothideomycetes, Pleosporales, Pleosporaceae.
AUGAGGGCCGCGUGUGCCAUAACGAUUGGAGCUCUCGCUACAGGCAUUGCAGCGCAGACUGGCGGCAGCGUUUUUGAGCCGCAGAACUUCAACAUCAGCGCGGCUCUCGGAUCCUUCGGCGUUGACGUAUCAACUCUGCCAGAGCCAGCAGAUACGCUUCAUUCACGGUCCUCGGAUGCACAAUGCUCACAUGCUUGUGCCGCCUUGACCAUACUGUUCGGCAGUGACAAGGUCUUGGCUGAAGGGGUAACCGCAUAUAGCAAUUUCACGGGCGGAUAUUGGUCUGCUCAACAAGGCUCAUUACGGCCUUCCUGUGUCUUCAAGCCUACAGAAACUCUGGACAUCUCGAUAUUGGUACUUGCGGCUAGACUGUACCAAUGCCCUUUUGCCGUAAAAAGUGGCGGUCAUGCGGCAUGGGCUGGUGCGUCCAGCAUUGAAGACGGAAUCACGGUCUCGUUGGAAAACUUCAAGCAAGCUGUUGUUGCUUCCGACAGACAGACAGUUGACAUUGGCCCUGGACUUCGAUGGAUAGAUGUAUACAAAGCUGUCGAGAAAGACGGUCUCGGUGUCGCGGGUGGGCGUAUGGCUCCUGUAGGCGUGCCUGGACUUGUUCUUGGAGGAGGCAUAUCCCACUUCGCGAGCAAGCGUGGCUGGGCGUGUGAUAAUGUAGCUAGCUUUGAAUUGGUUACAGCGUCCGGCCUCGCCAUCAACGUUAGCGCAACAUCUUACCCCGAUCUAUAUUGGGCACUGCGAGGGGGAGGCAACAACUUUGGAAUCGUGACGAACUUCAAGCUUGAGGCUUUCGCUCUGGGCCAGAUGUGGGGAGGCCAGAGAGUGUACCUUGAGAAUGCAACCCCAGCUGUGCUGGAUGCGAUUCAUGAGUUCACCAUGACUGGAUCCGUCAGGGACGAAGAUGCCGCCCAAAUUGUCACGUUCGCCAGCGCGCCUGGAAUCGGCAAAGUUUCUUUCGCCAAUCUGCACUACGCCAAACCGAUUGCUAACGCUUCGGUUUUCUCCAGUUGGAGUAACAUCACCGCCAUCGAUGAUACCACCGGCCUCCGACUAAUGUCCGGGAUGGCCGACCUCUUGAAUCAGGGAGCGCCCACGCCUGGGGCGUACCAAACGUGGUGGGGUAUCAGUUUGAAGAUGGACAGACAACUCCUCCAAUUCAUUGUUAAUACAUUUUACGCGCAGGAAGCAACUGUCGCGGAUGUCGAGAAGAUUUUGCUCAUCAUGGCUGUCCAGCCCAUUACCAAGAGCGCAGCCAAAGCCAUGCAAAAGAACGGCGGAAAUGCUUUAGGCAUUGAUCCAGAAAACGGCCCGUACUUUGUACUUAACUUCAAUGCGGCUUGGAACAACAGAGAAGACGAAGCCAAGUUCCACACGGUGAUUGCCAACAUCAUCAAACUUGUGAAGGCGGAAGCGAAGAAGAGGAACCUCGACAACGACUUCGUAUAUCUCAACUACGCGUCUGAAUACCAAGACCCCAUCGGUAGCUAUGGGUUGAAGAACAAGCAACGACUGAUGGAGGUAUCGAAGAGAUACGACCCGAAACAGGUCUUUCAGUACCUCCAGCCUGGCGGGUUUAAGCUAGUGAAGGGCGCACCGAAUGCAAACACCUCCGAUGCAUCAUUGGCGAGGGUUGAUGAGGUCUGA